This is a messenger RNA of Phragmites australis (common reed), 961 nucleotides long. RefSeq lists its product as uncharacterized. The transcript is spliced from 5 exons. The record is from RefSeq and is a predicted model, not a curated record. The coding region runs from base 61 to 822 and encodes 253 amino acids. Lineage: Eukaryota; Viridiplantae; Streptophyta; Magnoliopsida; Poales; Poaceae.
ACGGCCGCACCACCUACAAAAGCACCCCCACUGCGAAUAAAUUGCCCCGUGCCGGCGUCCAUGAGCUUCCUCGCUGGCCGCCUCGCCGCCGCCAAGGAGGGCUCCUACUUCCUCCAGGAGUCAAAGAACGCCGUCGGUCGCCUCGCUCAGAAGCUCCCCGCCUCCGCCUCCGCCUCCGCGCCCGGGCCGGCGUCCGCGCAGCCGUCGCCCGACGUGCUGCCGGAGAUCCUCCGCCACUCCGUGCCCAUCAAGGCGACGCCGCCCCUGGCCGAACCCUCCCUCUCGGCGUGCUCCCGCUGGGCCCUCCCACCGGGCGGGGCCGAGGCCGCGGGCGUGCACCCCGACGCGCUCAACCCGCUCCGCUCCUACGUCUCGCUGCCGCAGGCCACCUUCGGCCCCAAAAGAUGGCAGCUUCCAAAUGAACAGUUUCACUACUCAGCAUCAACAGCCAAUGACCGGAGACGGGAUAGACACCCACCUCCCGUGGACCCUGAGAAGUUGAAGGCUGUAAUCGCUGGACACUCACAAAUUGGGAAGGCAUUUAUUGCUGCCACUAUUUUGGUGUUCGGAGGAGCAACAGCUGUGCUAUGGUACACAGCAGAUAAGCUACAGUUGCAUUCAGUAGAUGAUGUCAGAACUAAAGGGAAGGAUGCAAUGCGACCACAUGCCGAUAGGAUCAAAGAACAAAUAGCUCCUUUAAGAAGCUGGGCUGAAGAAAUGUCCCGAAAAUGUCAUUUUGAAGGAGAUAAAGAAGCUAAGGAGAAGUCCAUCAUUAUUAGAGAGCUUUCAAGAGCACUGGGUGCUAGGACACCGCCAAACUGAUCAAUGCUGACGGCAGGUUGAUGUAAGUCCACGCCAUUAUCAAGUUCUGCACUUGUUGUAUACUUGCUACCUUUUCAAUAUAUUUAUGUAUAAGCAAACGAUGCAUAUUCGUAUAUAUUGAAUAAAGGACAGCCCCUUC